Ailuropoda melanoleuca (giant panda) is the source of this 2844-nucleotide messenger RNA. RefSeq names its product zinc finger protein 77. The coding region runs from base 127 to 2418 and encodes 763 amino acids. Gene Ontology annotation, biological process: regulation of DNA-templated transcription. The transcript has 4 exons. Lineage: Eukaryota; Metazoa; Chordata; Mammalia; Carnivora; Ursidae. The record is from RefSeq and is a predicted model, not a curated record. Gene Ontology annotation, molecular function: RNA polymerase II cis-regulatory region sequence-specific DNA binding; DNA-binding transcription factor activity, RNA polymerase II-specific.
GCUAGCUCGGUAGGUGUGGCUCUCAGCGGGCGCCGGCUGCCGCGCCCCAGUCCUGAGCAGCCCAGGUGUGGGUCGGCGCCGCGUGCUCGGACGCCGGGAGAUCCCGGAGCAGGAAGGACCCCCGAGAUGGAGGCGGUGGUCUUUGCGGAUGUGGCUGUGAACUUCACCCCGGAGGAGUGGGCUUUGCUGGACGGUGGUCAGAGGAGGCUGUACAGAGAUGUGAUGCUGGAGACCUGCAGGAACCUGGCCUCCCUGGUUUGUCCCAGUCAGGAUAGAAGGAGCGCAUCAAGGCCUCAGUGGAGUGUUUUGCAGAAUGAGCUACCCAGUGGAGAGAAAACAGGCCUAUUUGCAAGAAAUGAUUCGUGUUCUGUUUUUGGAGAAAACUGGAAAUUUCAUAGCAGCGGAGAUCAGACCCAGACCCAGGAAGGGCAUUUGAGAAGUCAUUGGGCGGAGCCUGUCUGUGAGAGCAAUGAAGGUAAUCAGUGCGGAGAAACCGUAAACCAGACGGCAGGCCUUACUGUGCUUGAGGAUUGUCCUGCUGGAGACAAAUCCUGUGAAUGUGCUAAGUGUAGGGAAGCCUUCAGAGAUGGUUCUUUCCCUGAGAAUCCAGGAACAUCUCAGCCUGGACACAAACCUAGUCCCUGUGCGGAAUGUGGGCCGGCCUGCAGCUGUGUCUUGAGCCACAGCCCUCAUGUUGACAUAGACCUUGUAGGGAAACCCUACGAACACCAGGACACUGGGACAGCGUCAAAGACAGACUUGAAGAGUUUCAGUAGUAAAAAAUCUUUAGAGUGCAAGAAAUGUGGGAAAGCUUUCAGUCGCACCUCAUCCUUUCAGGGUCAUGUGCGGGGUCACUGUGGACAGAGUGUCCAUGAGUGUGAUGUGUGUGGGAAAGCCUUUAUGUAUAAUUCCAAUCUUACACGUCAUGUGAGAACUCACAGUGGGGAGAGACCAUAUAAAUGUGGGGAGUGUGGGAAAGUCUUCGGGUCUACUUCAAGCCUGCAAAGACAUGUGAGGACACACAAUGGGGAGAGACCCUAUAAAUGUCAGCACUGUGGGAAAGGGUUCCGUGGUCACUACUCCCUCGAAGUACACAUGAGAAGACACACAGAGGACAGACCCUUGGAAUGUAAGGAAUGUGGGCAGAGUUUCAGGAAACAUCUACCCUUUGAACGUCACAUGACCACACACAAUAUAGUGAAACCUUAUGAAUGUAAGGAGUGUGGCAGGGCCUUCAGGUAUCACACAGCCCUUGGAGUACAUAUGAGGACACACACUGGAGACAGACCCUAUGAAUGUAAGGAGUGUGGGAAAACUUUCCGGAAAUGCGAACAUUUUAAACGUCACAUGACCACUCAUAGUACCGUGAAACCCUAUGAAUGUAACCUAUGUGGCAAAGCCUUCCGGGAUCACACAGACCUGCGAAUACACAUGAGGACACACACCGGGGAGAGACCCUAUGAAUGUCAGCAGUGUGGGAAGACCUUCAGAUAUCUUGGAAAUCUGCGAGAACACGUGACAACACACACUGGGGAGAGACCGUAUGAAUGUCAGCACUGUGGGAAGACUUUCAGGUAUAACUCAUGCCUGCGAGAACACGUGAGGACCCACACUGGGGAGAGACCCUAUAAAUGUCAGCACUGUGGGAAAGCCUUCAUUCGUCACCACACCCUUGCAAUACAUACUGUGAGAAGACACACACAGGGUGGACACUUGGAAUGUAAGGAGUGUGGUGAAACUUUCAGAAAGCAUCGACCUUUUGAACGUCACAUGGCCACACAUAAUGUCCUGAAGCCCUAUGAAUGUAAGGAGUGUGGCAGAGCCUUCAGGUAUCAGAGAGACCUACAAGAACAUAUGAGGACGCACACUGGGGAAAGACCCUUUAAAUGUCAGCAGUGUGGGAAGUCCUUUAAGUCUCCUGCAAACCUGCGGGCACAUGUGAGGACACACAGUGGAGAACGACGGUGUAAAUGUCAGCACUGUGGGAAAGCCUUCACCUCUCCUGGAAACCUACGAGCUCAUAUGAGGACGCACGGUGGAGAAGGACCCUGUAAGUGUCAGCAGUGUGGGAAAGCCUUCACCUGUACUGCAUCCUUGCGAGUACAUAUGAAGACACACACUAGAAGGAAACCCUAUGAAUGUCAGCACUGUGGCAAAGCCUUCAGCAGUCCAUCACACCUGGAAGAACACAUGCGGACACACACUGGCGAGAGACCUUUUAAGUGUAUGGAGUGUGGCAAAGCUUUCAGUCGGUCUCAGUGUUUUCAAGAUCAUUUGAAAACGCACAUCACAAGUAAACCCUAUGAAUGUAAGGAGUGUGGGAGAGCAUACAAGUUUUCCUCAUCCCUUAGAGUGCAUAUGAAGAAACACACUGGGGAGAGACCUUCACUAGUUGCUGCUCCCUUCAAGAACACGUGAGAAAUCUCAGUGGACAGUAUCCCUUGAACCUAAGGCUCUGGUAAGACCUUCCAGUGUCCCAUAUGCCUACAGGUACGUGUGAUGACACGGGGCAGAACCGUGUGAAUCUCCACACUGUGGGAAGGCGUUCAGUUGUCCCUCUUCCUUUGAGGACACAUGUGAAAGCACCGUGAUGUGAAACCCUGUGAACUUAAGAAUCAUGGAAAUGCCUUCAGGUAUCUCAUCCGUCUGGGAGCACAGACACAAUGUGGGAAAGCACUUAUACUCCCUAAAAUCAUUUUUAAAAUACAAGCCAGUACCUGGAGACAAACCUGAAUGGACACAAUUUUGGUAAAUAUUCCAGUAUCAGGUUUAUGUAUUUUGUUCAUGAAAAUGUCACGGAGCAGAAACCGUUUCAUUGUUAUAAACUUGGUUUUGUUUUUGCAA